Molecule: messenger RNA, 1026 nt
Organism: Vitis riparia (riverbank grape)
Lineage: Eukaryota; Viridiplantae; Streptophyta; Magnoliopsida; Vitales; Vitaceae
Product: electron transfer flavoprotein subunit beta, mitochondrial
Exons: 5
Coding region: 118-873 (251 amino acids)
Cellular component (GO): cytosol
Molecular function (GO): electron transfer activity
Source: RefSeq, a predicted model, not a curated record
GUUACUGUCAAGCGGAUGUGGUGUCGUGCAGUAGGGCUCCGACGAAUAUCCUCGUCCUUCAUCAUCAGUCAUUUGCCAAUACCCUUGUGCCGGAGAAGAUAACCACCCAUAUACGAGAUGAAGAUAAUGGUGGCGAUAAAGCGUGUUGUGGACUACGCUGUCAAGAUCAGAGUCAAAUCCGACAAGAGCGGCGUGGAGACCAGCAACGUCAAGAUGUCGAUGAACCCCUUUUGUGAGAUAGGUUUGGAAGAGGCUCUGAGGAUCAAGGAAUCGGGUCUUGCGUCGGAGGUUAUCGCUGUCAGUGUGGGUCCGAGCCAGUGCGUCGACACGCUCAGAACGGGUCUCGCCAUGGGCGCCGAUAGGGCCAUCCACGUCGAAGCUUCCGCCACUCUGUACCCACUUUCAGUUGCUAAGCUUCUCAAAGCUCUCGCCGAUGUGGAGAAGCCUGGCCUCCUUAUUCUCGGCAAACAGGCCAUUGAUGACGAUUGCAAUCAAACAGGGCAAAUGGUAGCCGGGUUGCUCAACUGGCCUCAGGGGACCUUUGCUUCCAAGGUUGUGCUGGACAAGGAGAAAGAGGUGGCAACAGUGGAGAGAGAGGUGGAUGGUGGUCUUGAAACUUUAUGUCUGGACUUACCAGCAGUAAUCACCACUGAUUUGAGACUGAACCAGCCCCGGUAUGCAACACUCCCCAACAUUAUGAAAGCAAAAUCGAAGGUAAUAAAGAAGUUCACUCCACAGGAAUUGAAUGUAGAUAUCAAAUCCGAUUUGGAGGUUAUUCAGGUCACUGAGCCUCCCAAGAGAAAAGCAGGAGUUAUUGUUUCUUCCGUGGAUGAGCUGAUCGACAAGCUUAAGAAUGAAGCUCAUGUCAUUUGAUUAUGUUUCAACUUUUUUUGGCUGGAAGUCCUCUCUGCUGACCACUUCCUUCUCAUCAGAUGACUCUGUUUCGAAAGUAUAAAUUGACACAGAAAUCCAUGUGUACAACUGAUGGAAAUCCUGGUUUAAUAAAAUUUUCAUUUUAGCCUGUUA